Molecule: messenger RNA, 1574 nt
Organism: Ostrea edulis (European flat oyster)
Lineage: Eukaryota; Metazoa; Mollusca; Bivalvia; Ostreida; Ostreidae
Product: spermatogenesis-associated protein 17-like
Exons: 11
Coding region: 121-1230 (369 amino acids)
Biological process (GO): spindle organization; mitotic cell cycle; establishment of meiotic spindle localization
Cellular component (GO): spindle pole
Molecular function (GO): protein binding
Source: RefSeq, a predicted model, not a curated record
GGAUAUUUUAAAAAAGAGUUUCAGAUAAAAUAUGUUUAAAUCUUUUAGAAAUAAUGUUAGAUAUUAAAGUGUGUAAAGCUAGCUGCAAUAUGACGUCACACCUGACAACAAAGUAACAACAUGGCGGCGAUGGUCAGGUUGCUGGAACAAACUGACCCCAUCGUCGAGGAAGUUUAUCGCCGGAAAAAUGAAGCGGAAGAAGUUAGACAACGUGAAUAUUUGUCAACUGUGAAAAUACAGGCAUGGUAUCGAGGAGAACGAACAAGGGCUUACAUUGGACACCUAAAUAAAUGUGCUACAAUCAUCCAGAAGCAAUGGAGAGGUUACCUUGGACGAGGAUUAACACGGAUUCUUAUCAGAAAUAGUGUCCUGAUUAUGAAAAUAAACUACUUCAACAGAAAGGCAACUUAUAUACAAAAAAUGUGGAGAGGAUACUAUGUCAGAAAAUAUGUAUUUAAUUACUACAGUCGAAAACGAUACUUGGAAGCACUUCAAAUCAAAAACGAAAUUGUCAGGAGUGAAUUGGAAGAGUACUCAGAAAUGCAGGAACAAGAACAAAGAAGGAUAGAAGAGAAAGAAGAGAAGAAGAGAAGGGAGCACCUAGCGAGGAAGAAUCACUAUCUGAUUAGUACUGAAGUCAUCCCGGGGGUCUUCAACUCUCCAUUCUUACCAUAUCCAACAGACACUGAGUAUCUCCUCAGGUCCUUGAAGCCACUCAUUCACGAGAAGAAAAAGAAGACAGAUAAACCGUUUGAUCCAACAUGUAGGAGUUACGAUCUGCAAAAACCCAGAACAUUACCUCCCUUACCAAGCAAGCCUCAGGGCCCAUUCCGUGACCCCACAGAUGUACAGCGUCAAAGAUACAAAGCAUUCCAGCCUUCACUCAGAGUGGCUACUUCGUUCACAUCGCUGGAGGAGGCACGGCAGAAGAUGAAAAGCGAGGAAUGGGUCACUAGGCUCAAUGAUAACGUCUUUGAACCAUUCAGUCGGCGGGAUGUGAAGUAUGAUCCCUUGCUUCAUACAAGAUCUAGUUACGGCCAUCUUCCUUAUGGCUUCAGAUAUUUUCGCGAGGAGUUCCAAGAUAGGCAUAUCACUUCACAGGAGAGAGAAAGGAUAAUACAAACAAAUUUAAGACUUGAACAGCGGGAGAAGUCUUUCAAAACAUUGGUACCACCGAUCCCAAUAUUUGAAAAGCUGAAUGACACCUAUUCCCAAGGUCAAGUGUUCUGAUGACCCAGACUGCCAUCUGCCAACAAAUAUACAUGUGGCAAUAAUGUUAGAUUAUUUUGUUUUUCAUUUAAAGAAAAAAUCCCAAAGUGACAUAAAGAAUACAGUUGAAGUAUGAAUAUUGUACAUGUAUUUAAUAAGAAAAUGACAUUUCACCAUUCCUAUAAUUGAUUAACAGUUUUAAGAAUGUGAAGAAUGUCUUCUUGAUUGUUUUGGGGGUUAUUCUUUCAACAUAAUGGAUUGAUAUGUUUACUGUGAUUUAUCUGAAAAUGACAUUUUUUUUCUGUUAUUGUACAUAUAUGGUAUGUAUUUUCUGCAUUGUAAAUAAAUCAUGUGUAUGAAAUGAA